AAAAAAAUGGCCGCCACAAUUAACUUUUUCUGGACAGUGUUAGGAUCUUGUUACAGCUCUUGUCGCGCUAAGGCAUAAACCUGGGAGGAAGCAUAUGUGUGAAGGAAAGAAUGUUUGCAGGAUUAUUUAUAUGAGUGAUACUCUUAUGAUAAAAGAUGUGGCGCAGAAGAAAGCUUGGAAAGAAAUUACACCUGGGAUUGGAAGAGUUAAGGGUACAGCGAAGAGAACGAGAAACAGCCCUAAGGAAAGCACGAAGAGAACAGCAGCUGAUAAGCAAAAGGUUACUGCGCGAUCACCCUGAUGACGAAGAAUUUCUGGAAGAAAAUCUGCAGCACCAACUCCUCUCUGAGCAGCAGGUUUUACAUCUGAUUAGAGAUAUCCAGCAUGGGUCCGCAGACAAGUUAAAGUCUCUAACUGAUCUUCGUCAUGGACUCGGAAAGAAAGACACACAGCUCUCGUUUAUCAGGGUAGAAGGCAGCAUGCGAGUUUUGAUUGGAUUGUUCACAUGUCAGUCUGACAAAAUUCAGAUGGAGGCAGCCAGGUGUCUACAUGAACUGUCUCACUCAGAUGACCCAGCUGUGUCUAAAGCGUGCCUGCCAGUUACCUCCUACCUUCUGACGUACUUAUCCGGAAGCAAUGCAGAGCUCACGGAGCUAUGUUUAUAUACCUUGGGUAACCUUAUUGUGGAAAGUGAGGCAGCAAGACACCAGUUACUGUUACAAGGAAUUAUUCCUGCCUUUGCGGUGUGCAUACAGUCUCCUCAUAUGACAGUAUUGGAAGCCACUGGAUAUGCACUUUCUCAGUUAUUGCAAGCAAAGGAAGCUCAUCAGAAUAUAGUUCCAUUUGUUCUAGAGGCUGGUCUAACCCGGGACAUACUAAGACUGUUUGUUUCUGAUUCCGAAGACGGUUUUGGAAUGAUGAUUGAAUUUGCCUGGUGUCUUCAUUACGUUGUCAGCAGCCAGGUAAACAAUGCACUGCUGAUUUCACAAGAUGUCGUGUCCAAACUGGUACACUUGCUGACAAAACUAGCUGGAUUUCUUACAAACACCAAUUUUCCUGGUUCGGAGCUGUUGGUUUGCCCCUUAGUACGUUGCUUGGGAAACCUGCUAGCUGAAGUUGAUGCUGCAGGCAACAAAGUUUUGAAUCAAGAAGAUGGCCGCCUGCUUGUGGCUUUGUUUGUCUUCAUUCAGCAGUUUCAGAAAGAGCAUCUCUUUGUGGUUCGGGAAUGCCUCUGGACACUGAAUAACAUGACAGUAAAAGAUCCUACCAUAUGCUCUGCAGUGCUAAACUUUAACUUGGUACCAGUUAUGCUGCAGUUAUUGGGCCACUCAAAGGACAUCAAUCUUCUGGUUCUCACAGUAUUAUGUAACAUUGCUGACCUUGGGCCUGUCUACUGCCAAUGUCUUCAUGAGAAUGCGAUUCUCUCCAGGGUGAUCCCAUUACUUGAGACAUCUGAUGUUCAGGUGACACUUUGCUGCUUGGAUCUAAUAAUCAUCCUCCUGCAUUACUGUCCACAGAUGGCAAAAGACCCCCAAAUGCUUUCUGGAUUACAAAUUCUAGAACCCUAUAAAGAUCAUCCAGAAGCUAAACAACAUAUACAAGCAGUCUGGAACUACUGCAGUUCAGUGAUCAAAGAACACAGUACAGAAGGAAAUAAAGCUGUGGAAUAAACCGGAACACAAGGAGGGGACUUUAGAAUUUUUUAUUGUCAUUUGUUCAAGAAGUGUUUAUAUUUUUCUAAUAAAGUUAAAUAUGGUUUAA
Messenger RNA from Rana temporaria (common frog), 1761 nucleotides. It is a transcript of the gene TMCO6, whose product is annotated as transmembrane and coiled-coil domains 6. Lineage: Eukaryota; Metazoa; Chordata; Amphibia; Anura; Ranidae. Gene Ontology annotation, biological process: protein import into nucleus. The record is from RefSeq and is a predicted model, not a curated record. The transcript has 14 exons. Gene Ontology annotation, molecular function: protein binding; nuclear import signal receptor activity. Bases 156 to 1670 code for a protein of 504 amino acids.